Messenger RNA from Fukomys damarensis (Damara mole-rat), 3030 nucleotides. RefSeq names its product tumor protein p53 inducible protein 11 (gene Tp53i11). The transcript is spliced from 8 exons. Lineage: Eukaryota; Metazoa; Chordata; Mammalia; Rodentia; Bathyergidae. The record is from RefSeq and is a predicted model, not a curated record. Bases 901 to 1470 code for a protein of 189 amino acids.
CGGACACACUCGCGCCCACCAGGGGGUGGGUAGAGGACGGGCCUGACCGCCUCGCCCAGGCCGGCACUCCCUGGGGUCCUCUCUCUCGCCCCCACCCAAUCGCGCGCUCUAACCUUCACCUCCUUGCCGCCCUGGGGCGGCAGAUUUCUCUGCGGAGCAAGGAGGCGGGGGCAGGAGGCUGGGAGGCCGAGAACCAGGGCUGCCCCAAGCCCUGCGCAGAUGGCUGAGGCCGCCCAGCCCCACUCCCCGUGCUUCCUGUUUGGUUUCUUUUAGACAAACUUUCUGGCCUUCGGGGAGACGUCCCGGUCGGCAGGAUGUGCGCUCAAACUGCGUAGCCGGGCCUCGCCACCUCUGGUGGCCUGCGGAGAGGGGGCUGCGACUAACAGCCGGCAGAUCCCAGGGAUACUGGGGUCGCUUGGGUGAAAAAGGGACCCUGGUUGUCCCUUGGCCCCAGACUCAGCCUAGGGAAAGAAGGAAAGGAGGGUUUGGGGUGAUUAGAAAGCAAGAGCUUCUCGCGGUCUCCUGUGUCUCCUCGGUGAAAUGGACCGGCCCCCCCUCAAUGUCCUCUCUGGCCCCAGCCUCACAAGAGCCAGCUGUCCUGGCUUCUCUUCUUCCCAGAAGCUGCCGGCUUCAGGAUUUGCAGAAGUGGCUGUCCCUUCCUGCUGGUCCACUGCCUGACUGUUCUCUGCAAAGGCCAGGCUCCCACCCUAGGUUCUCCUGGUGCCCUUCUGCGACAAAGAGCGCCCCCAGGGGGAAGGGAGGGACUGCCGAACCCCUCCUCCUCUUCACCCAGUAGUCUUGGGACUGUGCUCUACGGCCAAGGACCUGCGCAGCUCUGCCCGGGCUGAGCCCGCACACGCUUGGCUCACAGCAGCCCCUCUGCACGGGCUCCAGGACACCAUGGCGGCCAAGCAGCCCCCGCCUCUCAUGAAGAAGCACAGCCAGACGGACCUUGUGAGCCGCCUGAAGACGCGGAAGAUCCUGGGCGUGGGCGGGGAGGACGAUGACGGAGAAGUGCACCGCUCCAAGAUCAGCCAGGUCCUGGGCAAUGAGAUCAAGUUUGCGGUCAGGGAGCCCCUGGGGCUCAGGGUCUGGCAGUUCGUGUCUGCCGUGCUGUUCUCCGCCAUCGCCGUCAUGGCCCUGGCCUUUCCCGAGCAGCUCUACGACGCGGUCUUCGAUGGAGUCGAGGUCACCAGCAAGACCCCCAUCCGCCUCUACGGGGGCGCCCUCCUCAGCAUCUCCCUGAUCAUGUGGAACGCACUGUACACGGCCGAGAAGGUCAUUAUCCGGUGGACGCUGCUCACGGAAGCCUGCUACUUCGGGGUCCAGUUUGUGGUGGUCACUGCCACGCUGGCUGAGACGGGCCUGGUGUCUCUGGGGACCCUGCUGCUUCUGGUCAGCCGCCUCCUCUUCAUGGUCAUCAGCAUUAACUACUAUUACCAAGUCGGCCGGAAACCCAAGAAAGUCUAGCGGGGCAGAGACCUGCACAUGCUGGGCCAGGUGGCUCUGGGGCAUCUGCUCCCCUUUGACUCCUGGAAGGCAGCCCCCCAUCCUGACCCAGUGCCCCCAGGAAGGUAGGGUGAGCCCUUUCCCUCCUGAAUGCUCCAGAGGCUGUGGCUCCUGGGCUUCCAGGCUCACAGGCCAGUUGGGGAGAUGGGCAUCUGCACCCCACUUCCUUACCCCGCACAGGGAUACACCCCCUUCCCCUCCACAGGUCCCAACCGGAGAGCAGAGUCCUGGGGUGUGGUCUGAGCCGAGGGCCCCCCUUUCCUCUCGUGAGAGCCUGCAGGCUGCCCCCCAGCACCCCGCAGAGCUGCCCUCUACUCCCAGACAACCCUAGAACAUGACCCUGAUCCUUGCCCACAGCCUGGGCCAGGUCGUGUGCCAGGCCCUGGAACACCACGCACACGGGCACACGCCCUUCCCAGGCCCGGUGGGGGCUGCAGCUGGCCCGGAGUGGGCGCCUCCCUUGACCUUUCUGCGGGGCUGGCCCACCUGCACAGACUUAACUGUCUCCCCCAGAACCCUCCCCAGCUGGCUGGGUGCGGAGGGGCCUGAGCCCCCUGCCCUGCAAAGGGACACACACAGACAGCGGGGGAGCGGGCUGAGGUGACAGGUAGGUCUGGAGACGAGAAAGGAGAGCAGUUGUGUCCCUGUCCCAUCCUCCAAGGCCUGGUUCCCCUCUGGCUGCCUGCCUUCUCCCUGAGGACCUUUCCCCCAGACUCCCCCCAGCCAUCCCCAAGGCCUGGCUGGGCCAGGCUUCGUGCCCCUCCACAGAAGGGUAAACAGAAGCGAUUCAGCAGCCUCUUCCUGUCACUUCCCCUUCUCCAAGACAUGGGAGAAGAGGAGGAGGCCUUCCUGUCCUGUAGGCAGUGACAUGCACAUGCCUGGCAGGCGUGGCUACGAAGAUGAGGAGGGGCCAGGUAGGGCCCUGAGCUUGCACCAGGCCGAGUAGCAUAGAGCCUGGACUCGGGAGGCAGGCAGGAGCCGCUGUCUUCCGCCAGCAGGCAGAAGUCCGGGGCCCAGCCGCUCCUCUGGGUGGCAGGCAGCUACCACCGGCACACUAAGGUUCCCUGGGCAGCAGCCGUGCGUGGGGCCUCUGACGGCCAAUCCACAGCCGCAUUGGGCAGCAGGUGCUGCAGCCUCUGCCUCGGAGCUCUGAUGGGGUCCUGGGUUACCCAGGUGUGGCUUAAACACUGCUGUGAAGCUGGGGUAUAGCUGUGGGCUUGGGGUCACGAGGUCUGGCAGGUGUGUGGGGACGGGGGACAAGACGGCAGGGAGGUCUGGGGGUUGGGAAGGAGGCAGUGGUGGAGAGGACUGGGCACCCUGUGCCUAGCGAGGAAGCCAGGCGGACCCCACUCUGCCACUGGGCUUGGGGUGCCCCGGCCAGCCCCUUCCCUGGAGCCCAGCACCCCUUGUCCAGCUUCUGUCUCCACUUGGGCCACCCCACUCCUGAGUCAGGACCACCUUUAUUCACGGUCACUAUUUAUUCUUCGUUCCUUCUUUUUGUAAGAAACAGUCACAAAAACC